AUGCCUCUUCAACAAUGUUUCGCAUUUCGUUCGGAGGUCUGUUGAAUUUUUGUGAGUCUAUGCAGUCAAUCUAGCUACUGGAGUAUAAUGGCCAAGAGCAAAAUUUCGAGAUGGCCAAGGCACGGCUUUACGCCCUUCCCGCUGCCGAAGUGGAGUCCAUUUCGAAGAAAAUAAUGUAUACAUCCGAUGUAUGUCCGGAAAUGACACACAUGGUGAUCAAAGCUAAAAAGGGUUAAGUCCCUCCUUCACUUUCAACCGUAUUUUGUAGAUUAUCCUCACUUAUGGCCGCCUAAAAUCGAUGAGUACAGUGUGGCCGAAUUAAUAUUCAAAUGGCAGUCUGAAUGCCGGGCUCUUUCUGAGGAGCUUGAAAAUUUCAGGAAAGCAUUUUCAGAUCGAGAGGCGUGA
Messenger RNA from Spirometra erinaceieuropaei, 405 nucleotides. Lineage: Eukaryota; Metazoa; Platyhelminthes; Cestoda; Diphyllobothriidea; Diphyllobothriidae. The record is from the annotation of a GenBank genome assembly.